AUGGAUCAACCAUGUGAGAUUCAUUUGACUGCAGCAAAAAGGAUUCUUUGUUACAUCAAGGGCACUCUAAGUUAUGGAUUAAUGUAUGAGCAAUCUAAGUCAUUUUCCUUGAGCGGCUUUGUAGAUGCAGAUUGGGCUGGUGACGUGAAUGACAGACGCUCCACAUCAGGUUUCUGUUUUACAAUAGGUUCUGUUGCGAUUUCCUGGUGUAGUAAAAAACAAUCUACAGUUGCUCUUUCUAGUUGUGAGGCAGAAUAUAUAGCAGCUACAAUGGCUACUCAAGGAUGUUUGUGGCUAAGGAGACUUAUUCAAGAAAUGGUGACUACUCAAAGUCAUCCAAUUCAAAUUUAUUGUGAUAAUAAAAGUGCAAUAAAACUUGCAGGUAAUCUAGUAUUUCAUGCUCGUUCCAAGCACAUCAAAACCCAUUACCAUUUUGUUUAUGAGAAAGUGUUAUCUCAAGAGAUUGAGUCACAUAAAAUACGAACCGAUAAGCAAGUUGCAGACAUAUUUACUAAAACACUUGCCCAAACUAAAUUUGAAGCUUUUCGCAAGGCUUUUGGAGUUAUUGAGAAAUAA
Ricinus communis (castor bean) is the source of this 576-nucleotide messenger RNA. RefSeq names its product secreted RxLR effector protein 161-like. The transcript has a single exon. NCBI's taxonomy places the organism in Eukaryota, Viridiplantae, Streptophyta, Magnoliopsida, Malpighiales, Euphorbiaceae. The record is from RefSeq and is a predicted model, not a curated record. The coding region runs from base 1 to 576 and encodes 191 amino acids.